Molecule: messenger RNA, 1968 nt
Organism: Trichosurus vulpecula (common brushtail)
Lineage: Eukaryota; Metazoa; Chordata; Mammalia; Diprotodontia; Phalangeridae
Gene: PCOLCE2
Product: procollagen C-endopeptidase enhancer 2
Exons: 9
Coding region: 290-1540 (416 amino acids)
Molecular function (GO): protein binding
Source: RefSeq, a predicted model, not a curated record
GCUGCCCUGAGAACAAAUGGUAUAUUCAUCAGUAGCUUCUUGCUGCCAGAGAGACUCCUCGAGGGAAAUUCAGUGUAGAGUCAGACUACACUACAACUCUCCCUUUAAAAGCCCUCCCCGCGCGCCUGAAAAUCCGUCUGCUCUAUGUACACUUAGUAGCCUCCCGGGUGUGAGUGAGAGUAAGCGUGUGCGUGCGCACGGGUGAGUGUGUGGGUGAGUGCUUGUGUGAGAGAGUGUGUGUGCGUGUGUGUGUGUGAGUGUGUGUGUCCGUCUCGCUUCUCCAUCAGCCAUGAGAGGCACCUCCUGCAUCCGCUCCUGGCUCUGGCUGCUGCUGGCUGCCGCGGCUCAGGUCUCCGGGCAGCAACCACAGGAGAGACCUGUUUUCACAUGCGGUGGCGUUCUAUCUGGAGAAUCUGGACUUAUUGGCAGUGAAGGGUUCCCUGGAGUCUAUCCCCCAAAUAGCAAAUGCACUUGGAAAAUCACAGUACCUGAAGGGAAAGUUGUUGUUCUUCACUUCCGGUUCCUAGACUUAGAAAGUGAUAACCUGUGUCGCUACGACUUUGUCGAUGUGUACAAUGGCCACACCAACGGGCAACGCAUCGGUCGCUUCUGUGGAACUUUCAGGCCAGGGGCCCUCGUGUCCAACAGCAACAAGAUGCUGGUGCAGAUGAUUUCAGAUGCCAACACGGCCGGGAACGGCUUCAUUGCCAUGUUUUCUGCAGCAGAACCAAAUGAAAGAGGGGAUCAAUACUGCGGUGGACGAUUGCAAAGACCUGCAGGUUCCUUUAAAACACCCAACUGGCCAGAUCGGGAUUACCCUGCAGGAGUCACUUGUUUGUGGCAUAUUAUAGCCCCAAAGAAUCAGGUAAUAGAGGUCAAGUUUGAGAAGUUUGAUGUGGAACAAGAUAACUAUUGCAGAUACGACUAUGUGGCUAUAUUCAAUGGGGGAGAAAUCAAUGAUGCUAAAAGAAUUGGAAAAUAUUGUGGAGAUAGACCACCUGCGCCCAUUGUGUCAGAGAGAAAUGAGCUUCUCAUUCAAUUCUUAUCGGACUUGAGUUUAACUGCUGAUGGUUUUAUUGGCCACUACAAAUUCAGACCAAAAAAGUUACCUACAACCACCGUCCCUCCUGUUACAACGACAGCUCCUGUGCCCACAAGUUCAAGACCUACUGUAGCCCUAUGUCAACAAAAAUGUAGAAGAAGUGGGACUCUGGAGAGCAAUUAUUGUUCAAGUAACUUUGUGCUAGCUGGUACUGUUAUCACAACAAUGACAAAGGGUGGAAGCUUGCACGCAACAAUAUCAAUCAUCAAUGUAUACAAGGAGGGAAACCUGGCAAUUCAGCAAGCUGGCAAGAACAUGAGUACCAAGAUCACUGUUGUUUGUAAGCAAUGUCCUCUCAUCAGAAGAGGUCUAAAUUACAUCAUCAUGGGUCAGGUAGAUGAAGAUGGGCGAGGGAAGAUCACACCAAACAGCUUUAUCAUGAAUUUCAAGAUGAAGAAUCAAAAGAUCCUGAAUGCCUUGAAAAAUAAACGCUGUUAAAGACGAAUGAUAUCAAAUAAUGCUGCAUUCCAGUAUAUCUUCUGAAAGAUCUAUUUUCAUUCACUAGGAGGAAGAGUCUUUAAAAUUAAAUACUGAGCAUUCCCAAAAGAUCAGCUUGAUAGCACAUGGCCUCACUUAACAGUGAUGGAAAUUAUGUGCAUGGUCAUUGAGGCAUAGAUCUGAUUACCAACCUUAAGGCAAGUUGCAGUAAUAGUGUGAACUGAAAUGUACAAAGUUCUGAAAACUUGGAAGCUAUUAAUUUAUACAUCUUGGUAAAAGGAGUUCUUUUAGAAAUGAAUUUUGUGAGGAUGUGAAAAGGAAGAUUUAUAAGUGCAAUAUUUAUAGUGAUAUGAUUUUUAACUUUUAGCUUUUGCUCUGAGUUUUUAUAUUGUUUUCCUGCAUUUUUAUCUAUGCUUAAUAAAAUAUUU